Penicillium malachiteum is the source of this 486-nucleotide messenger RNA. RefSeq names its product tautomerase family protein. The coding region runs from base 1 to 486 and encodes 161 amino acids. The record is from RefSeq and is a predicted model, not a curated record. The transcript has a single exon. NCBI's taxonomy places the organism in Eukaryota, Fungi, Ascomycota, Eurotiomycetes, Eurotiales, Aspergillaceae.
AUGCCUCUCUGGCAGAUCUAUCAUCCAUAUGGCACUCUCGAAGAUGAUGCCUCAAAGCAAGCAUUUGCUCAAGAUAUCACCACCAUGUAUACCGAAAUGGGCCUGCCUGCCUUCUAUGUCGUUGUUCAAUUCUUCAAGAUGAACGAUGACAAUGUCUUCGUCGGUGGAACUCUCAGAAAAUCGGAUCAAACGCCUUUCGUCCGGAUAGUCAUUAAUCAUAUCGCAAUCCAUGUCCCAGACGUGGAUGCUCUAUAUCACCGCGCCACCUCCCGCAUCGACCAAGUUGUGAAACCACAUGUGACGGACAAGGGGUACGACUUUGAGUACCAUAUCGAUGAAACUGAGAGAAGACUUUGGAAGUUAAAUGGCAUGAUUCCCCCACCAUUCAAGAGUCAGGCAGAGCAGCUCUGGGCGAAAGAGAAUCGGGCCAUUACUUAUGAUGGCGCGUACCCACCUACUCUUGAAGUUAGCUCCAGUUCGGGCUGA